CAAGGGACGUGCAGCCGGUCGAGAAGAGAGACUCCAGUAGCUCACUCAGCUGCGAGUACCGUGCCUGCUGCAUUGUGAUCCGAUUUGGGUCCACAUCCUAGGCUCUCAGAGCUGUGGGCAAGCAGCAAACGCUAGCAAUAGCCACGAGUGUCGUAGGAAGCCUCUUGUUGAUUGCUGCUGCUCUGGAUGGACGAGGCUCACGCCGAAAGCCUUUCAUGCAAGCGCGGUGUGUCCGCGCAUUGAUAGCUAGCGCGCGGCGCGGGGGCUCGCUCGUGCAUACAUCAGGGGUGCUUCGCGCUUGCACCCCAGCAGGGCCCACCACCUUCUCAAUUUCAAAUCAACACCCUUCCUGAGCGGCUCUUCUCUUUGCAAGUCUAGACUCUUGACCACCAUCGCAAUCAUCGGGAUCAGCGUUCCGAGCGGCGUCCCCUACAUUCUAUCAACGAGAUCUGUCUGCAUUUUGGACAAACGAAGAUGACGACCCCAUCUUCGGACGCCGCUUAUCCCUUUGAGGCUGCUCCCGUUCCCAUCUCCACAUUGACCGACGAGACGGGAAGCAUCUCUCAAGAUGCGAUUAGCGCCUAUGUCAAGCAGGCCUUUGCGAUGAUUCGCGCGAGUCAUGGUUGGGCAAAGGGCAAAGUCAUCAAGACGGAGGUGGCUCCUGUUCAGAGCUUCAAGGGUAACAGCGUGCACAAAGGCCGACUGGCAAAGUGCGGCUGGCACGGCAGACAUAGCGUGCACCCUCCCUCUGAGGCAAAGGGCUUGACAUGGGAUGAUUUCAAGGCUGGUCUACUCAUCGAUCACCCUCAGCAAGAAACCGAGUAUAUCUCCGAAAUGACGGCUGCCAAUCAGAUUGAUGAGCUCAAGAAGGGUGUGGCAGAGGUGUGGAACAAUACCUACAAUCUGCCCAGCUUGACGUCCAACAGAGACUUUUUGGAGCUGCUCAUCACUCUCGAGCUGCCACCGCACCCCACACCUUACUCUGAAGCGCACGAAGCGCUGGUGCUGCAGCAAUUGCGUGGUGAAUCGCUGCCAGCUUCCGAGCCACAGAGCCUGCGCAGCUUCAUCGUCAUCCAACAGCCCGUAUCUCACGACAAGUGUCCUCAUCGUAGCAGCGAAGGAUACGUCCGAGCAUACUACGCAUCCGUCGAAGCCAUCUCCGAGACGCAAGCUGGCGAGACGGACUGGAGAAUGUUUUUGCAGUCUGAUGCUUCUGGACGCAUCCCGCUCAUGUUUCAAGAGAUGGCCAUGCCCAGCAAGACGGCCCCUGACGUCCCUUGCUUUAUCAACUGGAAGUCUUCGAAAAAGGCGACUGGUAAAGAGGAGGCACAGAAAUCUGUUCCUGCUGUGGCCGAGCCCACAGGUGCGGAGACUCAAGGCGCUGCGUCAACGGCUCCAAUCGACUCGCAGCACGCCACUGGAUCUUCGGCUGCCGCUGAUGCUUCCGCACCGGCACCUGCAGCUGGUGUGGAUGCAAAGACUACCACAACGGACGAGCCGGCUGUGGCUUAACACGGAGUAGGAGCUGGCGAUACACCAGCUGCCCCAGCUCCGAGGGACACUGAGCAGGGUGCCUGACAGUGACACGAUGAACGCACACCCGGACUACUCACAGGUCUGAUCGCUGGCCUCUCUUCACAACACGACCUGCACAUUCCUUUUGCUCGCCUUAAGAACGCACCCUUAAAUGCAUAUAUUUUCGACAGCCGAGUCAAAUCUGGCAGUGCCACGUGAGGCGCCGACAAGCUCAGCCUCCAGCGAUCUGCGCGACCCUGGCAUCUUGGACUCCACUCCGGCUGUCUCCAUCAAGCACGGUCCUCUUCUGACCCCUAAGUCCAUCAUACCACUGUUUAUCCAAGCCCGCUCUAGCUCUAUCCAGCUCGUUGAAAGGUUCCCUCAAAAUUCCCGAGAAAUUCUGGCGGACCUUUUGGCGAAAGACUUGCACUGGGUCUUGAGGAGGGUUGUGAGCUUGACACAAAUGCACCAGCCAUCGAUGUCCAG
Ceraceosorus guamensis is the source of this 2001-nucleotide messenger RNA. RefSeq lists its product as hypothetical. The transcript has 3 exons. NCBI's taxonomy places the organism in Eukaryota, Fungi, Basidiomycota, Exobasidiomycetes, Ceraceosorales, Ceraceosoraceae. The record is from RefSeq and is a predicted model, not a curated record. Bases 475 to 1512 code for a protein of 345 amino acids.